GUUUGAAGAGGACGGAAUACUAAUGAGAUAAAGGAAUGCAAUAAACUAUUAUUGUAAAAGUUGUGAGAGGCUAAAGGAUAUGGUAAGACUAAACGAUGAAGUUACAAGAAUGAAUUGAAAGAAAAAAAUUGUGCCAACACGAAUACCGGUUAAUACCAGUGGUAAUAAGGCCUAUAUCGGUUGUGAUGCAAUAGACUCAUUUCCUCCUCAGCAAGGUUCUCGGAUUUGUGACUUGGGUAACCUGUAUGAUCAGGUGGUGGGCAAGCUGCAGGCGAGAUAAGAGGCUGUACAGUCAAUCGCUUGGCUUUGUUGCAUUUCUUGCACAAUUUACUUCGUCGAAACUUGAUCGUUUUUCUCUCGAGUUUCGCUUGGAAUUUAUUGUGUUCAUCUUCGUAUCUAUUGGUGUCGUAUCAGGGGAGGUGUUUUAGACAGGAACUGGUGAGAUAUAAGUCGAAGUUUCGUAUCGGUAGCCGUGUUUAAACCGUCCUGUUGCCACGUGUGUUGGCGGUGUAGGAAGUGAAACAGCAGCUGCAUUUGGUCCGUUUUCCUCAGGAAAACUCUCGAAAUACUUCAGCCUUGUUGAAGAACACUAGCAGAGACUGCCAGCCGCCUUGUGAAGCAAACUUGAAGCCCAAAACGGGAGGCACAUCGUCCUCGUUUCGUUUGUGAAACACCAACUGGAUUUGUGGAUAUAUCAACUUGUCUGCGUUUUGUCUUGGACAUAUUGUCGGUGUCUGGUAUCAUCAUAACUCGUGUGUAUUAAGUAAAUCCUUGCUCGGUUACACAAACUUCCCUUCUAUAAGAAGUACUGGUGGGAUAGACGUUACUCAGAUAUUGUACGGAGCCGCAUGAGUUCGGCCACGACAAGCUCUGCUACUGAAGUGGAUAUCACAAUUUCAAAAAAGGUGGGGUUGUUUCCAAACUGUUUCCUGUAGUUAUGUCUGAGUUCGUUUUAACGUCUUUCGGAUAGUGGCAAAGCGAAAACGAACGAAGGCUACGUUCUUUUACGAAGAGUACGGUGGUUAGAAGAACUUUUAAAAAUAACACUGUGCGUGGGAAGUCAGUCCGUACGUGUUAAAACGUAUGGCGGCCAUGUUUAUUGACCCCUCGAAGUUAUCAGCCAUCGAAUUUUUCCCAUUUCGUUUACAUUACCGUUCCCUGUCAGGAAAAAUUGGAAAUACGAGCUCUAAGUUUAUCUUUUAUUCAGUAUUCCAGCUGCCGUGUCAUCGUUUUUGAUGCGCUAAAUGUCUGCGAAAAUAGACAAUGUUUAAUUUAAAAUUUCGAGGCCACAAAUUGAUUGAUCCUCUGAUCGUAUGACCAAAAGUGUCCUACGCCGAAAAGCUCGGCCAAAAUGAGUCAGCACUUCGAGAAAUUCGACUUACUUACUUUAAAAGAUGUCACUCAGGCGUGAAAUAGCAUCAAUUUGUGGUUUAAACUAGUGAAUAUUAUUUGUUCCUUUGUAUUGUAUGUUGGCCCUUCUGUUAUAUUACUUAGUAUAUCAGAUGGCAGGCUAUCAUUAUUACAGUAAGACACUGCCAAAGUUAUAAUCGAAUAGCCACAAUUUUCAUUGUUAUAAAGUGAAAUUGAUUAAAACCUCUACAUUUCUGGAUGCAAGUUUCGAGGGAUGUUCAGUAUUUCUUAAGCGAUGAGCUGAUACGAUACAAAAUUGCAAAAUCUUUUCCCUGAAAGCUUGCCUCAUUAUUUUUAAUUGGGGGUUUAUAUUAAAUCUGAAUGUGGGAUUGAUUUGUUAAAUUUUAGAAAGAGGUUGCUUCAGAAAAGAUUUAUAUUACUCUCAUGAUGAUGUAAAAGAGUCCCCCCCUGCCCUUCCCAGGACCGGUUACUCCCCCCCCCCCCACCUAUUUUGGUGGACACCUGAGCCAUAAUAAUGUUGCUUGUGUCUAAUCUGUUAAUCACAAGUAAAAUUGUCUGGCAUUAGGCUAAGUAGACACAUACACCAUUAAUUUUAGCAAGACCAAAUGUCCAUUUAGUCUGUAAAUCAGGACUGUGAAUCAUCAAAUUAUGCAUGACCAGACAUAGUCACGUUUAAAUGUCUGUGUAUUGUAUGUUUUUUGUUUUUUUUAAACACUUUACCCAGAAGACAUGUUUUCACAAUAUCAUUUUCUAGGAAACUAUGUAGACUUGCAUAAUAUUGCCCAAAUUUUUCCACCUAUUUAUCAAUUUGUUUAUCAGGGCUCGAAAUAACGUUUCCAACGUUCCCGAUCAUGCUGAUAAGCAGUCAUGAUUUUCUGCUGAUCAAAUGAAAAUCUGGCCAAUCGGUAUAGGAUAUGUUGUGUUUAUAUGUUCUGUGAUAAUACCAUAGUAUUGCAUGGUGUCUGUUAACAAUAUUAACCAUGUUUUUGAGACGAUGGUUCUUGCCGAUCAAGAUGAUCGAUAAUCUUGCUUCUCUGCCGAUCAAAAGCAAUUUCCUGCCGAUCAUUGAUCGUUGAUCGGCCGUUAUUUCGAACCCUGGUUCAUUUUAAAUCAGCUGAAAUUAUACCCAUUUCAAUGAUGUGACGAUGCAUAUUGAUCAAUUAUAAUAGCUAUGUUAUUCUUAAAAAAAAUUCACAAUCAGUUAUAGAUUUUGUACAUUGCAACAUAUUAUUAGUGGACAAAACACUGUUUUCUAAAAGUCUAGGGCAAAAUUACUUGAAUCUACAGGCAAUAACCAGCAAUUUACUGUAUAUGUUUCUGGGCUAGCCUUGACAGAGAGACUUGUUUGUGGGACUGUUAAAUUUAGUGUGGAGGUGUUACAUGAGUAGUUAUUGAAAGUGUCAUAGUAUUUAACACAUUAUAUAACACGUUCUGUAAGGUAUAUGACAGUCACUUAGUAUGAAGUAGGCCUGUUUUGUGUACCAAUUGAAAAUAUCGACAUUGAAUGCAAUAUUGGUGUACAUUUUUCAGCCAUACAAAUUCCACGGAAUUUCUGAUAAUAGCAGAAUUUUUUUUUUCGUAUACCAAAAAUUUUUGAUAUGCUAAAAUUAUCCAUUAGGAAAUGCAACAGAAUUCUACUGCCUAUUCAGAAAUAUCAGCGCAGAAAUAUCAUUUCAAAGAAUUAUUUGAAAACAAACAUUUCCAAUGGCAAUGUUAUCCAUUUUACUUUUUCACAUAUGAAAUCUUCUCAGGUUGAAUAGUAUUUUUUUUUUAUAUUACUAUAUAGCAAAAUGAGUAGUGAAAUCCACAAAACGGAUAGCGAAUCGCGAUUCGCUAUCUGUUAAUUCAAAUCCUGAAAGAAGUACACAUUUGUGAGGGAAUGCUCUGUAGUGUUUCCACAUAUUAUGAAGUCUCCUUCAAACAUCCAUUAAAAUUUUCCUCUCUAAUUAGCAAGGUCCAAAAACCCUAAUAAGGGCCAUCACUCGAAAGUUGAGAAGUGUUUUACCUGUCAGAUUGAAUGAUUGUUAUGUACUUUACAGAACAUUUUAUAUUAUUCUGUGUGCAUUGCAAUGUGGUACAACGUUACAAGUUUUGUUAUACUUAUUUAGUCACCACCAUCAUCUGAGGACCAGAAAGGUCACCUCAAUCCUGAUGCAGCUGUCUUUGAGACUGGGUAGGUUCUGUUAAAACAUAAAAUUUAUAUUCAACUUGGUAAAAUGAUCUUGCUCAUUAACCUUUUAACUUCAUUCAAAAGACUGUAUUUGUUCCUUUAUAUAUUUAAUAACAGUAAAUCUAAGGUUGAAUCAAAGAGUUACAUAACAAGAAGUUAUAACAUGCAUUUGUUCUCCAACAAGAGAUAAGAGAUAAGAGAUAAUUUUAAUUUGCCACAGAUAUCAGUUAUGUACAAGUUAUUUUAUGAUAAUAAUAUAGUUAAUUUUAAAUAGUCAAUAUGUAUACACCAUAAAAUAGAUAUCGGUGGCAAGGAGGCAUCCGGAAACCAUAGGGCUUGUAAAUAGGAUGUCUCCUUGGAGCAGUAGUAACAGAAAAUAUAGAUCAGAAAAAUGAUUAGUUAGGAGAGGUCAAGAAAAACGUAAUUAGACAUCUAGCAAGUAUUUCAAAAUUCUAUUCCUGAAGCAAUUGAUAGUCUGUGCACUUUUGACGGACUCUGGGAGAGAAUUCCACAAUUUGGGUCCUUGAAAUAGGAUGGUAAACUGCAUUACAUUUGUUCUACAUGCAUGAGCUCGGUAUGAACUCGCAUUUCUGGUGUUGUAAUCAUGGAUUUCAUUGUUGGUAAUAAACAGAUUGAGAAAAGAAGGUGGUAAUAGCUGAUUGUGGUAAGAAAACAUAAAUUUACCAAUAUGGAAGGAAUUAAGCUGAUAUAUAUUGAGUAUUUUUAAUUUACUAAAUAGUGGAGCAGUAUGCGCCCGGUAAUUAGAAUUGGUCAGUACUCUGACAAUUCGUUUCUGUAAUAGAAAUAUGCGACUUAAAUUGGAAACAUAGGUGGAGGACCAAGCAGUGUUACAAUAGGUAAGGUAUGGGUAGAUUAACGUAUAGUACAAUGACAAUUUAGUACUAGCUAACAAGUAAAAACGAGCUCGAUAAAUUAUGCCGAUAGACUUAGAAAUCUUUUUACAGAGAUCUCUGUUUAACAUUAAAUUCAUGCAAUACUUGAAGUAGUAAGAUGCCCUGGUCAGUGUUGCCGAUGGCCACAGUUUCUUAGCGAAAUAGAUAUCCAAUGUUACUUUAAUACUUUUCCUUUAGAUCAGUGAGCAAAGACUCGCUUAAAAAGCCAGAAACACAGCGUGAUCAGGAGCCAAAGGAACAGAUGCCUUCUCCGCUACCCACACCUGGCGGCGACGGUGGUGUUAUAGUGAAUGGUGGUGAGCCUAGUGUGUUUGUUGAGCCACGCGCUGGUGCUAGGCAAAAUAUCCCUGAACAUAUAAAACCGGAUGAACUGUCUAAAGACGAACUAAGGACACUUGUCCGACAGCAGCUAGAAUACUAUUUCUCAAGGUUUGUACUUCAUUCAGUAAGGGAAUGAAUCUAAUUAUAAUUUAUAAUAAUCUGUAAACAACAGGCAGCUGUAUAAAUCUUACUCAUAAAAGGGCAAUAUCACAGCGAGUUUCAAAAUGUGUUACACCCGAUUGGAUCAAGUUUCGGGGUUCGAAAUAACAGCUUGUGAUUCGUGAAUCAUGAAUCAAUUUUGAGUUUUCAUGAACGCAAUUUCAUAAAAAUUGAUCAAAGUCACGAAUCAAAUGUCUCUCAAAUUGAUAAAAAUAUACAGUAAUAAAUUCAGUUCUUUGUAAAUGUGAUGAAGGGCCAUAUAUUUUGAAGGUAUUGUUGUUAGAUUGUACUUAAAAACUAUUAUAAUUCCACCCAAAAUUUUAUUUCUUUGCGAGUUUGCGAUGUAUAUAUUUGAAAAUUGCACUGCUUCUACUUUUUAAGUUUUAACUUCCAAUUAGUGAAAAUUCCAAGAAAAUUCCUUAAAAUUUCCUUAAGAUAAAAAAUCGAUUCACGAACCAUUUUUUCAGAAUUAAUUCGAACCCUUUUAUUCUACCAGAGUUAUGUAUUGUAAUAAUUUUAUCUAAUUAAAUUAAUAAUAAUGAGUUUCGACUUAUUUGAUUUUUUAUAGAGAAAAUUUAGCUGGUGACACUUACUUAGGUGAGUUGUAUUCCAUAUCGUAUUUUACUCCCCAGAUAUUUUGCUCAAGUAACAAACACGAUUUGAGGUGUCCAAACUGUAUAUCUACUUUUGAUACAAGGCACAUUGCGGUACAGUGCAAUUUAAUGGGUUAACUAGACACAUACGCGUGGUUAAUCCAUUGAGCACCAGCGCUCUCUCCUUGACGAGUAAAAUCAUCUGGCAUUAGACGGUAAAAUAAUAAAGUAUGGUGCAUUACUGCCCAAUGUAACUUGAUGGGUUAAACUAUAAUUUGUUGUUUUCUUGUGUUAUGAUAUAGUUUCUCAGAUGGACAGUGAUCAAUAUGUCUUGAUUCAAAUUGUGGCCAAUUUUAAUCAGGUAUGUUGAAUUAAGUAAACUUUAAUAUGAAGGAAAAUGUUAUUGUAGUUGAAACAAUUAAAAUAAUGUUUUUUAAUGAAUUUAGUAUUUUGGACUGGAACCCAACAUUGAUAUUGCUGUUGAAUGUUUCAGUUGUUCUGUUGUUUUUUUGGUAUUGUUGCUGUCUAAGCUUAUCUUGUUGAAUGAACUCAUGUUUAUAUUGUUACUUUAUUUAGAUGAAGAAACUUACGAAUGAUAUUGAACUUGUUAAAGAAGCCAUAAAAGAGUCAGCAUACCUACAGAUGGAUGAAUCUCUCACAAAGAUGCGGCCUAACAUGAAACGGUGUAUAGUCAUUUUACGCGAAGUUCCAGAAUCCACUUCUGUGGAGGUAUAGCAGAGCUUACAUUUAUAAAAAAUAACUUGAAAUGGCUGUCACAAACAUUGAAAUUUUACAUGAGAGUACAUAAUUUUUUUAUUUGACACUGUUCACACUUUGAUGCAGGGGGGGGGGGUGUACACCACUCCUAGCCUUGGACAGGGGGGUGCUUAUCAAAUCCAUUUUUGGAUGGGGAAAGAAAAUUUAAAAAAAAUAUGACCAAAUGAGGUAGUAACAUGAUUAUGCAAUUGUUAAAGUGCGAUUAACCACAAAUAUGAUUUUUGGUUUGUGUAAUAUUUGGGUCAUUCGAAGAAGAAAUAAAGAAUCCCUUCUUGAUCAACUUUUUCACUGUCAAAGUUUCCGGAUAUGAUGACAUUAGGUCAAUUUUUGGUACAAAAAACAAAGGAAAACUAAUUUGCAAUUCACCUAAUGACAUCAUAUCCGAAAACUUUGACAGUGAAAAAGUUGAUCAAGAAGGGAUUUUUUAUUAUAAAGAUAUAUUACAUUUCUUCGAAUGACCCAAAUAUUACACAUGCCAAAAAUGAUAUUUGUGCAGGCAUGAUCUGGUAGGGGGGUGCUCUGGUGCCAACUGCUGAGUUGUGUCGGUCAUGUGUGCUGCACAUCAACUACUGUAUUUGAAUUGUAAUUGUUGUUCACAGUUCACUUAUUGUGUUAUUACUCAAAUUACUGUAUCUCAUUUUGUCUUUUUUGCUUUAUCAUAAAAAUAGCACCCUCCCCUGCACCCCCUUGGGAGGGGAGGAGGUGCACCUCCCCCCCCCCCAGUAAAUCCAUCCCUGUAUUUGUGGUUAGUUGCAUGCACAACUACAGACUGCCUUUUAUUUAAUACAAAAUUUUGCAUCAUAUUUAAUUUGCAGGAAGUAGAAGAAUUAUUUAGUGGAGAAGGUUGUCCAAAAUACAUCAGCUGUGAGCCAGCUCACAACAAUUAUUGGUACAUUCAGUUUGAAUCUGAAGAUUGUGCUCAAAAGGUGUGUAAACCAUUGAUUCAAUGACAGUAUGUAACCGGGCUCGAAAUGGCGGGCUGCCAACGGGCAAAAGCAGGCCAUAUUUUAGAAAUGGCAGACAAAAACAAAUUUGAAUUGCCAAAGUAAAAAAAAUGGCAGUAGAUAUAUUUAAUUUCAUUUACCAUAAUUAGUUGACAAAAUACAUUUAUAUUUGAAAUGUACAUCCAAGUUUACUGUAGUAAAAUAGACAAGUUUAAAAACAAUAAAAAUGCAUACCAUGAAAACAUUGAUUUUUACAAUAUGACUCAUACUGUAUGUGACAUUGCCAUUUUGGUAGUUCAAUGAAUAAAAAUGCAGACUAAAAUUUAUUUCACUUGCCAAAAAUUCUUAGACUGGCAGGCCAUAUUUUUUCUCUACUUUGCGCCCUGGUAUGUAAAUCGUUUGUUCUUGUAAGUGUUAUUUUUAACUUGUUAUUAAACGUUCUAGGCAUAUCGCUAUCUUCGAGAGGAUAUUAAGACCUUCAAGGGAAAGCCAAUUAUGGUAAUGAUUAUUGUUUGAUUAACUUUUACAAUAAGUGCUUUGUAAAUUUGUAUGGCGAUAAGGAAAACCCAAACUUAAUUAGAUAAGAACUGCCCAGGUAUUAUAAACCUUUUGUUAACUUCCCAGGCAAGAAUAAAAGCCAAGCCAAUACCAAGAGCUGGCUCAAACUUUAUACAGAAAAAUGGCAUGAGACAGGUAAAAUGCAAUCAUUUUGAGUUUACUUCACUUUCCCUGGUUCUCAAGUUCCGCUUUCAAUCACUAAGAAUUUAAUCUAUUGAUUGAAACAUUAUAAACUGUUAUUUUGUUAUACAUGUCUGUAUUCACAGUACACCAUAAUUAUUUGUUUUUCCACCCUGUUUUUUUCAUGUAGACCAAUGAACCUCCAACAAUCCCACCAAUUUCAUCACCUGCAUUUCGAUAUCCUGUUUCACCAAUUUAUGGAAAUCACCAGGUACAUCAGGUUUGCUGGUUAGAAUACAGUAAUGCUGCCCUCCCAAUUUUUUACAGCAAACUUUCAAUUGCCACCAAAAAUGAAAUUAUCGACAGUAAUUUUUAGCAUUAAUAUAACUCUCAUUUGAUUUAUUUCUAUAGGGUUAUUCCUUUUUCCAGCCAGGUGUUAUGACACAAUGGGCUGCUGGUCAGCACUACUUUGAUCCCACACUGGUAUGACAUUUUGUUUGCUUACAAUAGUUUUCGUAAAUUAAUGCUGUAAGCAUUAGUAAGUGUGUUUAUUAUGUCUCUUCUCAUUAGAUUCCAACUCUUGCAAACAAUGCAUAUCAUUCUCAUAACUUCAAUAAGGGCAAUAGUAAGUAUCUAAUAUAAUACUUUCCAGAAAGCAUGUCAAUUUGGCUAUAGAUCCUUGGAUUCAUGUGUAUGUGUCAUUAAUCAAAGCCCAAUAUCUCAAUCAUGGAAACGAGGCUCUAUAGCCAAGAUGACAUACUUUCCAGAAACGUGUAUUCUGAACUAUACAUACUAUAUCAAUUUUGGGUGUGGUUUUGUGUUUGAUGACAGUGACUCAGGGUUCGUAGCGGUCUUUGAAAUCCUUGAAAGUCUUUAAAUUGGAAUGCAGGUCUUUGAGGUCUUUGAAAAGUCUUUAAAUUGUGUGAAAAAGCGAAGAAAGUCUUUAAAAGUCUUUAAAUUAUUUAGUGAGGAAUUGAUUAUACGAUUUCCUAGGUAAUAAAAUAGAUUGAUUGAAUCAAGAUUUUCGCAAAUAUCGACGAAAAUGCGCAUUUUAGGAUGGGAUGUGGCGGGACUAAUUACCAGGUAAAAAUGGUGCUUACACUUGCAAUUUUUCGACAGCUGAUUGCUCUCAAAGGUCUUUGAAAAGUCUUUGAAAAUAGGCAGAAAAAAUCUUUGAAAGUCUUUGAUUUUUUUUGGUCUUGGAGACUACGAACCCUGUGACUGCAUGGCCGGACAUCCCCUGAGAAUUUUCGAACCUCCCUUUGGGAAAGUUUCAAUCAAUUCAAUGAUAAAUCAAAGUGAAAAUUUGAUAUUUUUGGUUGCUUAGAAAUUUUGUAAGAAAGUUUUUCUUCUAAGUCCUAACUUUCCAUGGGGGUCAUCAGCUAGACUGCUGCACCUUGCCUAAAUUUUUUUCCACCUCCCCCACUAUUUCCACCCAAAUCCUGCCUUGAAUGACUGUAAAAUGUUAUGUGACUGGCACACCCAUGAACCUCAGAUGUGAAUCUCCCAUACAAUUAUGCAAAUUAACAGUUUUUAAAGCUAGCAACUAUCCAUUAUCUUCCAGACCAUCAAGGAAACAGGCCGUAUUACCAAAAUAAUCGAAACAGGUAAGGGAAUUUUUACAAAAAAUAACCUUGUUAGAAAGUUGCUGUUGCAAAACAAGCGUUUCCUAAUUUUUUCCUCUCAUGUGUUCGUUGCAGAAAUCAAACACGAAGUUAUCGAGAUCCGUCAGAUCGCGUAGAAAAAGAUACGUUACCCCAUCGACCCCGUGCACACAGUACGAAUGGUACGACAAACACAACCAACAGUAGUACCACCACUACAAACAGUGUGCCUAGUAAAUCACCAUCUAACACCACUUCAAGUAGUUUUACGAACUGGAGGAGAAAUGAAGAGGAUUAUAGGUACAGUACAGUAUUGCUCGUAAAUUACCUAAAACUGCAUUUGCCUUUCCAAAGCGUCCGCGAAUGCCUCCAGAACACGGCGUGUUCUAUUUGUAUUUCAAACUGUUUCCAAACUUGAACUCGCGUUCUUGCAUCAGAGAAUUCCGAAGCAUCAAAACUCGAGUGAUUCUACAUGGACAGUGAGCAAUUUUUUUCAAAGACGCACUUAUUUACAUUUGCAAUAAUAUAGCAAACAGUAACCUGUGUUACUUUACUUUGCUAUUAAUUAGAAAAAGAAAGUUGACAAACUACAUUUGAUUUUUUUUGUUAGACCUGGGUCAAGAGUACGGAGGAGAAGAGGAAGUAGUGAAGAUAUCCGUACAAGUGUACGUAUUUCACUCAUAGUUUUUGGGAAAAAUAAAUGCAGCAAAAAAGUAUCGGUAUAUAAUACCAACGUGCGAUCAUUCAAGAUUUCUAGUCGUACCUGACUGGUAUGCCAAUGGUUGUUGCCGCGUACUGUACUUGCGCUAGAACAAACUCAGUACUCAAUGUGUACUUAGUCUUUAAAAUAAGGUUCGUAAAGUACAGGUCUCUGAAAAGUAUGUUCAGACUACGAGGUAACAAACGGAGUUUUGCUAUUUGAAAAGGGUGUUUUGCUAGUUGAAAAGGGAGUUUUGCUAUUUGAAAAGGGUGUUUUGCUAUUUGAAAAGGGAGUUUUGCUAUUUGAAAAGGGUGUUUUGCUAUUUGAAAAGGGAGUUUUGCCAUUUGAAAAGGGAGUUUUGCCAUUUGAAAAGGGAAUUUUGUCAUUUGAAAAGCGAGUUUUGCUAUUUGAAACGGGAGUUUUGCUAUUUGAAAAGGGAGUUUUGCUAUUUGAAACGGGAGUUUUGCUAUUUGAAAAAGGAGUUUUGCUAUUUGAAAAGGGUGUUUUGCUAUUUGAAAAGGGUGUUUUGCUAUUUAAAAACGGAGUUUUGCUAUUUCAAACAACCAACUCCAACGUUUCUUAGUGCCAUCAGUGCAAUCAUGUUUCAUGCCAAGACAUCUCAGACACAUGAUAUACCAACUAAAUUACGAUAUUGAAUACCUUGGGCUUGGAAAGGUCAUGUGAUACCAGCAAAAAGUGCGCAGAUAGCAAGAGUUCCGCGUACCUACGUGGUACGUGACUGAAAACAAAGAAGUACCAGACCGUAAUAUUGGCGUACCUCCGGUACGUAAGUACGCGAAUUAUCGCACCCUGUUUAAUACUAUAUAUGCACCUUGUAGCUCAAUAGUUAGAGUGUCUGUCCCGUUAUCAGAAGGUUAGCGUCUGUCCGUUACCAGAUGGUUACAUGGUUAGAUUCUUGUUAGGGCUCAGAAGUUCUUCAAUCUGAGAUAUAAGCUUGAUAUGUACCAAAAUCAUAUACACCGUAUGUGGUCGAAAAUAGCUAAAAACCAAAAGACAUACAUAGUGUAUUAUUGUCGAUUUCAAGUCACUUUACAACGCGCGGUUCCCAAGUUCGUUGCGAACUUGCCAAUUACGCUUCCAAGUUCGGAAAUUGGGCGCGAACUUCGCAACAAAGUUCGCAAGUUCAUUUCAAUGUUUGAACUUCGUUUGUAAACAAAUGUUCAUACUCAAUAAUAAUAACCAAUUCAAUGAAAUACAAACCUUGGUAGACCACUUGAUAGACCACUGGACCAAGAUUGGUAGACCACUGGACCAAGAUUUUUCCAUUGAAUUGUUAAUUUCAACUUGAACUAUGAACAUUAAAUACAUUUGUUUACAAUAAUUCAAACAUUGAAAUAUACUUGCGAACUUUGUUGCGAAGUUCACGCCAAAUUUUUGAACUUGGAAACAUAAUUGGCAAGUUUGCAACAAACUUGGGAACCGCGUGUUGAAAAGUGGCUUGAAAUCGACAAUAAUAUUACAACAUGUUCUGUGAAGUGAGAUUAAUAUUGAGUUUUGCAAUUUUUAGCGAUCACCUAUACCUCAAGAACCUCAACGCAGCAAGGAUGAUAGCCACUUUAACUUAUCGAAUGCACAGUUUCCACCUCUACCUUCAGCUAAUACAUUUGUAAGUAUGCACCGUUAUUUGGAGGAAGCUUGAAUAUUAUUGGUCAACUUUGUUUUAAGUUAAAAGUAUCAUUUCAAGCACAAGGUAACAGCAUAUCGCAUAAUUGUUUUAGAAAACAUCCGAUCUACCCUUACAAUCUCCAAGUACUAGACAAGACUACAACAAGGUAAGGUGAUUUGUUUUACUGAAACAGUGAAUCUUAUAAACUCGGUAAAGAUGACGAGUAAUCUAAGUUAACUCACUGAGUAAAAUCGUCUGGCGUUAGAUAGAGUAGUAUACUAAAGUAGGGUGCAAUGCAACUUAAUGGCUUAAUAGAAUUAUUUUUAUUUCAUUUAAAUGAGAUCUGAAUGGAAUGACAACGAGAAUAUUUUCUUUUAGGUUGCGUCAUCUCCUCCAGUAUCGCCACCGGUCACUCCAACAAGGUAAAGACAAUGGAAAAAUUACGAUAAUUCUACAUAACAAGCAAUAAUAAAUUGAUAUACAACAGUAAAUAUAAAUUACAGCGUAAUUUAUUUGCUGAAGUGCUAGAUUAGCUCCGUGUGAUAGAGCGGCUUGUAGACCAACGAGUGAAAUGGGGGUGUUAAAAUUAUUGUUACAGCUUUGUCUGUACAAUUAUUCAGCUAGAAUUUCAAAGGCUUUUAUUGGGAGGAGAAUUUACUGGGAGACGGUUGACCUUCCUCGCCCCCUAGUGUUCGCCACUGCCAACAACUCCAACAAGGCCUUAUAAGUUCAAACCCUGUUUUUGCAUGCACUCAGGAAUUUUUCCUGAGUGUAAGCAAAGCGAAAACAUAUAUUGCAUAAUAUGUUGCUGGACUUUUCUAAAAAUGAACACCAUUGCAUUUGUAGUACUGUCAAGGUAACUACGACCAAACCAGACAAGGAAGAAACCAAGGAUAAAACAACGAACGAAACAAGUGAAACUCCAGCAAAGAAAGAGGACACGAGAAAGACUGAACCAACAAAGAAAGUCAGUGAACCUGAAGUGAACUCAAAAGACAAUAUUAAGGACAAUCCAAAGACAACUCCUCUCGAUAAAACUAAGGUAGGCUGGGAAAUUCUUUCAUUUCAUGUGAGACGUUGCGUGCCAGAACUUUACAGUAGAGAGGUUAUAAGAUACCCCGGUUUCGGUGUACGUGUACGCCGUACGGGUAGCAUGAUUUUGGUUAGCAAUAUUUUCGUCGAUGUCUGUACCUUUACUCGUAAUUAAGGUGCACAUUUUUCACAUUAUAUCAUUGUCUAUUGCAAGAAAACAGAAAAAAGUAUGAUCGAAUUACAGACAUCAGUAAAACAAGAUGACACUACUCGUACCCGUACACCAAAACCGGGGUAUCUUAACCUCUCUAGUGUCUAAGCCGAGAUCGCUUAACGAUACCUCAACUUUCUAGAUGACAUGAUAUUUCUUUAUUUUCAAGGAAACCUCACUGAGUGAGAAACUAAGUUACGCUCAGAUCGCUCAGAAGAAGGCAAUGCAGAACAAACAACAGACGACAACGACGACGGCUGCUACAGUCACGACUAGUACAAACGCACAAUCGUAGCCUGUUCCUAAGAAGGUAAGUUUGAAUCUUUCAAUUUUCAUCCAACAAGUUCUUUUCUAAUGCUGAUCCUUUUUGGUCCAGUAUUACUGCAGAAGGAAACCGGAGAACACACGUACUGUGAAAACGCACAAGUUGUAAAAAACCUUCAGCAGACUUGUAGCAAUGCUGUUCCAACAACUUGUCAACAGGAUGUGUUCGCACUGCUUGUUCCCAGCUUGUUGACAACGACUUGUUCCAACAGACUUGUUCACAACGAGUUCAACAUAGUUGUGACAAGUUGUUCCAACAACGUUUGCAAUUCAACAAUUUGUCAACAAGUUGUGAGUGACAACCUUGUAGCAACUUGAUAAAAUAACAACAUUGUUACAACUUGUUGACAAGCUUGCUACAAGCCUGUUGCGAACACAUCUUGUUGGCAAGUUGUGUGCACCCGAAGAAAACAAGAAGCACUCUUUAUUUAUACAUUGCCCAUUGUGCGACCAACAUUUCUAAAUGAUCUCCAUGCCCUUUCUCACAUGCGUGGUCCUUCCUGCAGGAUAAACACGAUGUUUGAAAUAUCCUUCGAGGUUUCGAAGGUACUCGUGCGUAAAAGUGAUUAGCGCCGUGCAAUGUAGUGUGAUAUGGCAGUUCCAGAUGAAAUGAAAUUUCGCCGUGUACAUAUUUAAAGAUCUACAUCUGGAGUGACAGGCGAUUGGCAAAGAGGCUUGAACCUGUAAAAAUACGACUGUAUAUACAUAACAAUGUGUUAAUGUUGGUAAGAAUUUCGUUAUACAUGUUGUAAGUAUAACAACGAGGGUCUGUAUUUAGCUGUAACAUAAAUGCAGUCUAAACGUUGGUGUACACUAUCAGAGUUUCUUUGCCCAAAGUGCAGUGUGAACAAUGUGUGUGAUAGUGUAAACAUCGUUAGCCGUGUUUACGCUGCAAGCCUAGCCUGGGAUAUGGCCUAAUUUGGAUUGACCAUCACAUUACUGUGUGCGCUAUAAAAUAAACGAUAUGAAGGCUUUAAUAAAUUAAUCCUCAUUAAAAAUAUCUGAAAUAUCCCGACUUCAAAACUGGCUCACGACAUUCAACAAAAAUGUCUGUCCAACCUUAUUUCCGAGAUCUGUAGUGACACAAUUUGUCAGACUUACACUAUUGAACUGAAACUUGUUAUAUUGUUUGAAACUUGUAUGAAAAAAUAGUGUGAUACUAAAGGUUCACGCCCCCUCCCCCACCCUUAAAGUUUAAUCAUGAGCAAUGACGGAACUUUGAUCAAAGUAACUUUGGUAGUGUACGCCAACCUUAAAGAAGCUUGGUGUAUUUAGUUGCACUAACACUUCAAAAGUGUAACCAUAUAAACUAUGAUUGUAGAGAUUAUAGCAUAUUAAGUUAGCAAAAAUUGUCCCGAGCGUGAGUACCAUAUUCUCUCCCUAACCUGCAUUUUGUCUCUUCGCGUACCUGACUUUUGAUAGCGUUAAAAGUUGUGUCAUCUACUCGAACGUAAACGUUAGUUGGGUUUAAAUCUACUUAUACGGAUAAAAAAUUUUCAAAAGAAACCGGUCAAAGUAAUUGUUUCGUCUGUUAAAAGCGAAGGAAAUUGCAGCAAGCAAUGAAUUGGCAAGAACAAAGGAAAUCGGUCCAAUUUGGGAGAGAAUGUGUACUGUACAAACAAGCAUAUCCUUAGAUCUCAAUUUCCCGAAACUGCACAAUAAUUGAGGAAUGUCAACCAUACAGAUAGACCUAAUUAGCUAAUCCAUGUUUGUGCUCAAUUUUCAAUUAACUCUCAAUCCUUGUUACCAUUGUUAUGAUAAUGUAAGCAAAGGAAUGGAACAAAGAUAACCAAGCAUUUGAGUUGUAUGUGCCUGGUUUACUUUAUCACAUUCUGUGAUCACAGUAGGAAUUUUGCAUCGGUAAAUUCUACGUUUUGAAGGAUUUGUAAGAAAUGUUUGAGGGAACUCACUCAUUAUUAAACACAAAAAGUCAAUUCCCUCAAACAUUUCUUACAAAUCCUUCAAAACAUAGAAUUUACAAAAUUCCUACUGUGAUCACCGAAACUUUGAUAGUGUAAUCCAGGUUUUAGUGCACUUGGCAGCGACGGGCAUAAAGAUGUGUUAGUUGGUUAGGUCUAUUCCAGGUUGAGCCAAGCUGAUUUGGUAUAAUCAUUGGAUCUCGUUUUAAUCAUCCUCAGUUCGAAACUACUUUGGAAUGUUCCUUGGUGAUUUGGUAACCCAGUUGUUACUAUGUAUGUGAUUAUUGUUGACAAUAGCAACUAUUUUUGAUUCUCAUAUAAUUUAUAAAAAUGCUAUUAUAUCAUAAUCAAGGACAAUAUAAUCCCGGACAGUAAUCAGUCAAAUGGUCCUGCAAAUUGUACAAAACUAGAUUUCUUGCAGUACUGAGGAUAUGCUGAGAUAGCUCUGCAAUAUGUUCCAAGGGACGUAGUCAGGGGGGGGGGGUGUAUUGAGAGAGCCAUGCAAAGGUGAAACCCAACAAUCGAUUCAUGACCAAAUCCCGAUCAUCAAUGACUUCCAACAAUUAUUGAGAUCUAAUGUGAAAAAAAUCCGAAGUGAAUUUAUACCACUUUCUAACCGAGUCAAAUGCCAUUCAUGAAGCAAGAGUCGAUCAAAUGGAAAUGUAGAUAGCUUAUGAAUUUUGUGGGUGUAACCCUUUGCUCUUCUCCCUCCCAGACUCCUGGCUACGUUCCUGUUUGUUACAUGCUAGUGUGUGUAAAUACUUUACUAAUGAAGCGUUAUUUUGUAAGAGAAAUUAUGCAGGAUAAAUUGACUGAUUUCCAAAAGUUGUGAAAUGU
Paramuricea clavata is the source of this 16181-nucleotide messenger RNA. NCBI's taxonomy places the organism in Eukaryota, Metazoa, Cnidaria, Anthozoa, Malacalcyonacea, Plexauridae. The record is from the annotation of a GenBank genome assembly.